AUGCCGCCAAAACGAGCCGCACUCCCCACCAAGGAGCGCACCCUCUUCCAGCGGCUCAUCCAAGAAUACGAAACCAAAAAGUACAAACUCGGUCUCAAAACCGCCGACACCAUCCUCAAAAAGUUCCCCGACCAUGGAGAAACCGUCGCCAUGAAGGGCCUUCUCCUCGGCUCAACCCAUCGUCGCAAUGAAGGCAUCGAAUUAGCCAAAAAGGGAGUUCGCCUCGACCUAACCUCUUUCAUCUGCUGGCACGCUCUCGGCAUUCUGCAUCGUCAGGAUAAGAACUAUGAAGAAGCGAUAAAGUGUUACACCCAAGCACUGCGGAUUGAAGGUGGUGGAAAUGUGAAUUUGUUGAGGGAAUCGGCAUUUUUGCAGUUGCAGUUGAGAAACUACCCUCCGAUGGUGGAGAAUAGGUUGACGCUGUUAAGGAUGCAGCCUCAUUUGAGGAUCAAUUGGAUUGGGUUGGCGGUUGCGCACCAUUUGGCGGGAUCACUGGAGGCAGCGGUGAGGGUGUUGGAGGGAUACGAGAAUGUGAUGCGCGAUAUUCCGGAUAGGAGUUACGAGCAUUCAGAAGUGUUGCUGUAUCAUGCGAGUGUGUUGGAGGAGCAAGGCAAGUUUCAGGAAUCGUUGGAUUUGAUGGAGGAGAGCAAGAAAAGGAUUGUGGAUCUGAGGGGGAUGCAGGAGGCUCAGGCGAGGUGUUUGGCUGGGUUGGGGAAGAAGGAUGAGGCUGAGAAGCUGUGGAGGGAGUUGAUCAAGUCCAAUCCGGAGAACAAGAGGUACUUUGGUGGAUUGCUUAGUCUUCUUGGGAUCACUAAGGAGGAUGGCUCGACCGCAGAGAAGGACAAAGCGGUGGAAGUGUUCAAGGGUUUACAAGCCGACCAUCCCAAAUCUACUGCUGCUAAACGUCUGGCUCUCAUCCAUGCUACGGGUGAUGACUUUAAAACUCAAGCUAUAGCCUAUGUCAAAUCAGCACUCGUCAAAGGCGUUCCUUCUCUCUUCUCCGAUCUCAAAUCACUCUACCAGGACUCAGCCAAGCAAGCCGCACUCGAAAAGAUCGUUGAAACCCUCCGACUCGAUUGGGCACCCACCACCUCCCCUUCCCCAGAAGGCACAGACCCACCAACCUCCUAUCUCUGGUCCCUCUACUACCUCGCCCAGCACUACUCCCUCAUCGGCUCCUCCACCCUCGCACUCUAUUACAUCGAUUCCGCCAUCUCCCAUUCAUCCACCCUCCCCGAAUUGCACAUGGUUCGAGCUCGAAUCCUCAAACGAGCCGGUGAUCUCCUUGGCGCCUCUGCCGCCAUGACUGACGCCCGCUUAUUGGACUGCCAAGACCGAUUCUUGAACUCCAAAGCCGCAAAAUACCUACUCCGCACAAACGACACCCCUGAGGCCGAAAAGAUCGUUGGCCUGUUCACAAAACCAGACGCUCCCUCACCCACAUACGACCUGAACGAAAUGCAGGCUCUUUGGUACCUUGCCGAAGAAGCUGAUGCUUUCGAACGCACCGGAAAUUAUGCAAUGGCAUUCAAAAGACUGGGGCAGUUGGACAGGACGUUCCAGGAGUUUUGGGAUGAUCAGUUGGAUUUCCACUCUUAUUGCAUGCGGAAGAUGACUCUUCGUUCCUAUGUGAAUCUGGUGCGGUUCGAGGAUCGGUUGAGAGCUCAUCCUGCGUAUAUUGGGGCGGCGGAGAAGGCGGUGGGUUUUUAUUCUAGGUUGCAUGAUAAGCCUGAUACACCUGCUUUUGUGGAGGAGGAGAAGGGAGAGGAAGAAGAUCCAGCUCUAGCUGGGUUGAGCGAGGCGGAGAAGAAGAAAUUGUUGAAGAAACAGAGACAGGCAGAGGCAAAGAAGGCGGCCAAGGCGGAAGCGGAGGCGGCAGAAAAGAAGAAAAAGGCAGAAGAAGCUGCUGCUAAUGGCGAAGCUGUCGAUGAUGAGGGACCAAAACCAGAUCCUGAUCCGAAAGGGUUGGACUUGUUCAAGUCGGUGGCGGAAUUGCCGUUAAAGCAGGCGCAUAAAUGGUUGAGGUUCAUGCAAGAGCACGCGCCGCAGAAGCAAGAAACAUGGAGGAGUGUGUUUGAGGUUAGUGUUAGGGAGAAGAAUUGGUUGCUUGCCACCAGGGCCGUUGUGCACUUGCACAAGCUCGGAGGCGAGACAACAGAUUUGGUUGUAAGAUUAAAGAGUCAGCUGCCAGAUUUGAAGGGGGCACCUAAACCAAUCGGAAGCGUCAUCGAAAGUGCACUGGUGGAAGUUAUUCCUGCUGAAAAGCCACUAGCUACGUUCUACGCGGAAGCUUUACAAUCCCCUCACGCGUCAAAACCCGAAGUUAUGCUCGACAACGCUCGCGCAGCUAUCUCUUUGGGUCGUCCUGAAGAAGCUUCCUCCCUCUUGCUAAACCUCCCAACCGCUAUCUCACAGGCUCAACUCACCGGUCCGCGAGUCAGAAACAAUGCGUUGGAGACCACCAUCGAAGCCCGUACCCUCCUCGCACAGAUCGAUGCGGCUAAGGAGGACGAAUUUGAUGGCAAGGCAAGGGAAGCCUUUCCCCUGGCAAACGCUUUCAAGUCGGCGGAGAUGCUAGAGGAGGAAAAGAAGAGGAGGGAUGAGGCGAGGGCGAAGUGGGAGAAGGGUAUUGAGGAGGAGAAAGUUGAAGGUGAAGCCAAUGGAAAUGCUCUGCAUGAGCCUUUGCUCUAA
Ustilago hordei is the source of this 2691-nucleotide messenger RNA. RefSeq lists its product as uncharacterized. The record is from RefSeq and is a predicted model, not a curated record. Gene Ontology annotation, cellular component: cytoplasm; NatA complex. Bases 1 to 2691 code for a protein of 896 amino acids. Gene Ontology annotation, biological process: N-terminal peptidyl-methionine acetylation. The transcript has a single exon. Lineage: Eukaryota; Fungi; Basidiomycota; Ustilaginomycetes; Ustilaginales; Ustilaginaceae. Gene Ontology annotation, molecular function: protein-N-terminal amino-acid acetyltransferase activity; protein binding.